ACUCCGACAGAUCAUGUGACGUGCACCGCGCGUUGGGUUGGCGUUAUUUGGCUUUUUGAUUUCUUGCGGUCGACGACUCCUGCUCAUCGUCACCCACGACGACCAAGACCCGUACUGACAAGGCCUCUCGCUGUCGGUUGUGAUGAGCAAUGAAUAUCCACCUCUAGCUCUUGAUGACCUUGUUCAUAUCAUAUCCCUCUCCCCGGCGCCACCACUUGCAACACUGGAUGACUCUCAACUACCCCUCCGGCCCAAAAUCGCAUCUCCUAGGCCCCAAAAUGACACUGACAUACAAGAAGUGCGUAUGAAUAUCAUGGACAUGCAUGAUCUCGGUGGAGGGGAGAAAGAGCUACCCGAUAUAAUGGCGAAGGAAAAUGAUGUCGUGCAUUCUGAUCCAGAGCAAAUCAUUAGACAGGCCGAAAUUAUAUCCUGCCUAAUUGACCAGCGUGAUAUACUCGUGCGACAGGCAGAGGAGCAGAGAUUGCGGUGGAACUCAGAGAAGGAUAGUUGGGCACGAAUGGCCGAAGCACUUAUUACACAGCAGGCCAAGCACAGGAGUCCGUCCGACAAAGAUGAAGAGCUUGAGCGACAACAUGCUAUAACUGAAGCAGACAACCGAAGUCUCCGCCAACGACUUCAUGAAACUCAAUCACGUCUCUCCAUCCUCGAAGGCGAACUAUCCCGCCUCCGCCCCUUGCUUCUCAUGCAACCUCUCGCAUUAAAUGGGACUGCCACCUUGAAUCAAGUACCAAAGACUCGUCCACACCGGCGGAGAAGGAAAGAUCAUCCACUAACUACGGAGGACGAGGAUCCUGGCCCUGAUCCUUCUGAUGAUGACCAUCCAGGAGACCCUGAGGAUACACCUACGACCACGCCAAAGCAGAAAUCUCGUACAGCGGCAGCAAGUCUCCAUCCGCAUCCUUCCAAGCGCCGGCACUCUCAAAGACAAGCUCCCCGAGUUCUAACUGCGGAUGCAAGAACAGAACACUUGCUCCUAGCGGCAAAGAGAAUCGGAAAACAGCGUGCUGGUAUAAUGGCUGGCCUCACACAGACCCUGGAUAAGCAGCGAGAGGAAUCAACAUCAACCGUCGUUGCUACCCCCAAGACACCAAAGCGCAUGGCAGCUGUUCCCCCUGGGCCAGGGUACGUCUAUCUUAAUAGUCCUAUGCGCCCAGGUGCUGUCCCCGUGCUUGUUCCAGCAUAUUCACACCACCUGCUACAAACUCCGAGCUCUUCUAAGACAGCAGCUUCAGCGUCUUCCUCUACCCACCAACAGAAGAAGCAGCAAGGUGCGCGUAACCAGAACCCACCAACGCCUUUGGACUCUCUUUUGAGUGCAGCAAGGUCAAUGAUGGAUAAUGAUGAAGAUGAGGAAGAGACCGUCACUGGCACAAGGCGUUCGCGAUCAAGCGACAUCCCUGAUAGUCCUGUACCGAAACGCAGGAAAAUCGCUGCCCGAGACAAGGUUAGUGCGCUCAGAGAUCAAGCAAGAGAUCAAGGUGCAAGACAACCAAGUAGUAGCUCAGCUGGCUCCAAUUCGACUGCUGUUGGCAGGGUUAGAUCAGGGCUAGACGUACUAGCUGACCAAGCCGCCGUAUUCUCUUCGCAAGAUCAGCAGAGUCAUUUGGAAUUUCGCUCACUGCCCAAGGGCAAAGGGAAGGAGAAGGCUCCCAGCAUUCCUGAUAAAUCCCUCGACAAUCAACUGAGAGAGAAAAGCAGGUCAAAAAAGAAGCAAUCCGUACCUGACGUUGCGCCCCAGCCUCCUCGGUCCCGUCGUCCCUCGCCUUUACCCCGAGCAAAUGCAGUUGACUGGGGUUCUGGGCCGCCAAAUCUACACCCAGUCCAAUGGUCCGAUGGACCUACACAAGUUUCGUCCGGGGACCCCGGUUCUGCUCGUGAAAUCGCGACCGCCUCAACGCCUUCCCCCACUCAGCCUAUGACAAUAUCCCCUACCCCUCCUCCGCGACCCGAGUCGGCUGAUCAGGUGAGGCAUGAUCCUCCUGGCAACGGGGCUACACCACCACCAAUACCUCCCGCCGAGCCCACUCCCGAUCCUAGUGUGAAUGCGCCCCCCAGUCAGUCCGCACUCGUUGAUCCAUUCCUUGUGCCUCUUUCUCCUCGGCAUGAAAGUUCCACAAUUACAGAAACUGUGGCCCCAACAUCUGUACUACACCAACGGGCAGUCACAACCCCGAUCAGUAGUAGUUGGGGAGAUGCCCCGUCGGAUUUGCAAGCACAUCUGCGACACGAGACAGCUCCUGGAAAGACUGACGCAGGAAGUGCUGAUUCGAUCGUUGAUAAUACCGAACCGAGUUCUAGUCCCGGAACCGGAAUAGAAUCUGUGGCGAUCACGAAGAACAAGGAGGUCACCAGGGUUGUAGGCCAAGAUGUCCCAAAGAGGCAGCGAAGUCCUUACGUCAAGUGGAGCAAGGAGGAGGAUGAUCUACUUGCUCAGGCUGUCGCCAAAUACGGACAGAAGUGGGACUUGGUCCAGAAAGCGUUACCAUCAAGGGGAUAUCACCAAGUUCGGCAGCGAUGGCUUCGCAAGCUAGGGGUCUUUGACAGUAAACCAGACCUGUCUGCCUUCCAAACCGGUAGUUUCCCAUCUGGCUCACGUUUAGGAGAGACACCAGGAUCACCUGUUCCGGCUGAACCUCCUCCAAAUCCGAAGCUGGGACUUGCUCCGUUGAGCAGUGAACUUGCUUUUUCGUCGUUCUUAUCUGGGAGAGGGGAGAGUCGACCGUCGUAGCAAGAUUGUUGCCAUCUUGGCAAUGCUGAGAGUAUUGUAUCUUACUGUUUAUUACUAGUAGCACCAGUCGCCGGUCAUAGUGUAAUCGUUGCGUGGGUAUUAUGUAUGUAGCAGCUGCUUGAUUUUUUUUUCGGAUUGUAAUGAAGAAUACGACACAGCUUACC
This is a messenger RNA of Suillus subaureus, 2913 nucleotides long. RefSeq lists its product as uncharacterized. The coding region runs from base 143 to 2749 and encodes 868 amino acids. NCBI's taxonomy places the organism in Eukaryota, Fungi, Basidiomycota, Agaricomycetes, Boletales, Suillaceae. The transcript has 6 exons. The record is from RefSeq and is a predicted model, not a curated record.